AUGUCAAGUGAAGAUGGUCCUGUGCCAAUAAGAGAUCGGGCCCCUUCGAGGCUAGACUUAUUCGACAACAAUCUCAAGUUGGACAUUAGGGCACACCAAAGAACUUAUGAAGGUGCAUACACAAGAACCUCAAUUGGUUGCUUAUCAUUUUCAAUUUUAAUUAUUAAAAUAUUCUCCAAAGAGUUUUUACCAAUUGGUACUAUAUAUACAGUCUAUGGAUGCGUCCUUUAUUUUAUCGGGGUCUACAAGUCAAAUUCAGUUGAUGUGUUUUACAAUCCACAAAAGAACAUGGAAAUGUACAAGACAGGCGGCAACUUUGUAUUGAUUUUAACCAUUAUAAGUUUAAGCUGCUAUAUUGCCCUCUUGGUGUUGAUCUUGCGCAUGUGA
This is a messenger RNA of Lodderomyces elongisporus, 387 nucleotides long. RefSeq lists its product as uncharacterized. The transcript has a single exon. NCBI's taxonomy places the organism in Eukaryota, Fungi, Ascomycota, Pichiomycetes, Serinales, Debaryomycetaceae. Bases 1 to 387 code for a protein of 128 amino acids. The record is from RefSeq and is a predicted model, not a curated record.